Messenger RNA from Caenorhabditis elegans, 3741 nucleotides. RefSeq names its product Transient receptor potential cation channel subfamily A member 1 homolog (gene trpa-1). Gene Ontology annotation, molecular function: monoatomic ion channel activity. The record is from RefSeq and is marked reviewed. Lineage: Eukaryota; Metazoa; Nematoda; Chromadorea; Rhabditida; Rhabditidae. Gene Ontology annotation, biological process: transmembrane transport; monoatomic ion transport; monoatomic ion transmembrane transport. Gene Ontology annotation, cellular component: plasma membrane; membrane.
AAAACAUAAAAUCAAAUGUCGAAGAAAUCAUUAGGGCUUGAUGUUCGGCUGGAAUUGGAAGGAUUGAUUUCAAAUGAUGAUACAAUCAGAUCUGAGAAAGAUGGUCGUCAAGCUUCAAUCUUUCGAGUCGCUGAACUAGAUGCUCGCACUGAAGCAGACAAUCUUCGUUCAAUAAUCCAUCAAAGUGCUCGAGAAGGAAAUGUAAACGCUCUUCAAGAAGCUCUGCUGAAAGCUCCAUUGGCAGUGAACGCCCAAGAUGGUGAUUUUAUGACACCGCUUCACUAUGCAGCGAGAUACGGAAACUAUGAUGCAGUUAAACUAUUACUUUCUAAAAAUGCUCUACCUAAUACAAAAAAUCGAGAAGGCGACACUCCGUUGCAUAUUGCUUCCAAGUAUAUCUAUGGAUACAGUGAUAUUUGCUCAAUUAUAGAUGAGGAUCAAGCUGAUUCCGCGAGAAAGUACAAUACUGCAACCAAGAAGAUCAUAAAUGCCUUAGUUUCUGAAAAUGCUGAAAUCGAUCCUGUGAAUAAGUACCAAUUGACUCCUCUUCACUAUGCAGCCAUGAAAUCCAACUUUUCUGCUCUACACGCUCUCAUAAAACUGAAAGCAGAUGUGGAUGCGGAAGAUGAUAACAAAAUGACACCUCUUCUAUUAGCCUGUGUUCAUGGAAGCCAAGAAAUAAUUCAAGAGCUUAUUAAAGCAAAUAGUAAUGUUACGAAAAGAGAUCAACGACUCAACACAGUAUUUCAUAUUGUUGCAUUGCGGGGUGAGCCGGAAUACUUAGAGAUGAUGAUGGAUCAUGAUCCAGUUGAAGCAAUCAAGGCAUUAAAUUUAUUUAAUAAUGAAAAGAAGACACCUUUGAGAAUGGCUGUAGAAGGAAAUCAUCCGGAAACUUUGAAAAAGAUUCUGCAGAUGGAAAAGAAAAAUUCAUGUAAAUGGAUGGAUAGGGAGAAGGAAUUGAUCCAUUUUGCCGCUGAAAAGGGAUUUUUAGAAGUUUUAAAAGCAUUAGUGGAAGCUGGAGGAAACAAGAAUGAACUGAAUGAAGUUAAAGCAGUGCCACUUCACGUUGCUGCUCAAAUGAAUCAAUUGGAAGUUGUAAGCUAUUUAAUAGAAGAGGAAAAGGAUAAUAUUGAUGUAGUCGAUGAACAAGGCUUGACUCCCUUGAUGAUGGCAGUCACUCAUGAUAGUAAAAAGUGUGUUGAGUACCUGAUUGCAAAAAAAGCAAACUUGACAAUCACGGAUAAAGAUGAACGUACCCCAGUAUUCAUUGGAGCCAAGUUCAAUGCUCUUUCUUCUGUUGAAUACAUUUUGGACCACCUUAGAAAAAAAAAUAAAGAGACUGAAAGAAGUGCUUUAAAGUCACCUACUCGAAAUACACUUCGGAUUGUGUCUGAAGACGUGAGGAGGACUAUGGUCAAUAUGGUAGAUCGAGAUCAAAACACUCCAAUGCAUAUUGUUGCUUCAAAUGGAUAUUUGGAAAUGAUGCAGUUGCUCCAAAAACACGGAGCAUCAAUUACUCAAGUGAACGAAGAUGAGGAGACUGCAUUGCACAGAGCUGCAAUUGGGGGUCAAACUGGAGCAGUAAGACAACUACUUGAAUGGGAUAUUCGACUUUUGUUGAUGAAAGAUGAAAUGGGAAAUAGUGCAUUGCAUUUGGCAGCCAGAAGUGGACACGAUGCCACAACAAAAGUUUUAUUGGACAACGGUGCUGAUAAGGAAGCAAAGAAUUCGUACCAAAAAACUCCGUUACAAGUAGCCGUGGAUUCUGGAAAAUUGGAAACCUGUCAGAGAUUAGUGGCAAAGGGAGCACAGAUUGAGAGCUCUAGUGAUACAAAAACAGUAUUGCAUACAGCUGCAUUCUAUGGUAAUGAAUCUAUCGUUAGAUACUUUAUCGCUGAGGGUGUCACAAUUGAUAGAAGAGAUGAAGAAGGAAAAACUGCAUUUGAUAUAGCAUGUGAGAAUGAUCAUAAGGAUGUGGCACGAGCAUUUCUAGAAACGGAUCAAUGGAAAAACUUGAUGAUUCCAUGUGAUGUGAUUCCAUUGGAUAAGCACAGAAAUCCUGUAAAUAUGAAAAGGAGAACACCCUUCAGAACUCUUCUGACAAAGUUUCCAGAACUAGCUUCGUUUGUUAUGGACAACUGUAUAGAAAAAAGCAAAGAAGAAACCGAUUCAACUCAAAGUGUUGCAUACAAUUUUGAAUUUCUCGAUGAUACUUACAUGAUGAGAUGUGUGAGUGAUGAUGGAACAGGAGAACAAUUAAUUGGAUGCAAAUCUGCAUAUGAUGAAGAUUUCAAACUGGAAAAGGAUGCACAAUCCUAUGCUUCCAAUUACGACCGCGUCUAUAAAUACCAUCCAUUGAAGCUAAUGGCAGACGCUGAAAAACUGCAUCUUCUCAACCAUCCACUAUCAAAAGCCCUUCUCAAAUACAAAUGGAAUCGGCUGGGGAGACCAAUGUAUUAUUUUGCUCUUUUCAUGUAUCUUGUUUUUAUUGUCAGUUUGACUCAAUAUGUAAGACAUACAAAGGCUCCAUACAAUGUUUGGAAUGAGGAAUCGUAUUAUGACAGUGAAUACUUCGAUGAAAACGAGACGUGCCCUCAGAUUAACACCACAAAACCUGACGUCGUAUGGAAAAUCAUCAUUCAAACUUUAGCCGUCUGUCAAAUUCUAGUGGAAUGUUUCCAAUUAUUCCAACGAAAAUUUGCAUAUCUGGUAAACUGGGAGAACUGGAUUGAUUGUUUUAUAUACUCAACAGCCCUUAUUACUGUAUACGACUUCUCCGAAUGCUCAGCAACAUCAGGAGUUCGUCAGAACUGGCAAUGGAUUCUAGCAGCUUUAUGCAUAUUUUUCGGAUGGAUCAACUUAUUGUUCAUGAUCAGAAAAAUGCCAAGAUUUGGAAUAUUCGUGGUGAUGUUUGUGGAUAUUGUGAAGACAUUCUUCCGCUUCUUCCCAGUUUUUGUGCUAUUCAUAAUUGCGUUCUCUUCAUCCUUCUACGUGAUCCUUCAAAAUAGACCGGAAUUUUCCACGAUCUUCAUGUCUCCUCUCAAAACUACAGUAAUGAUGAUUGGAGAAUUUGAGUUCACUGGAAUAUUUCACGGAGAUGAAACUACUCAUGCUGAGAAAAUGUUUGGCCCAGCACACACAGCAGUCGCAUGUGCACUUUUCUUCUUUUUCUGCAUAAUAAUGACAAUUCUCCUGAUGAAUCUACUUGUUGGUUUGGCAGUUGAUGAUAUUAAAGGUGUACAAGAAAAAGCUGAACUGAAACGUCUCGCAAUGCAAGUUGAUCUUGUUCUGCAAAUUGAGGCCUCUCUUCACUUUUUCAUUCAACGAACCAAAAAAUAUGCGACUUGCCGUUAUGCAACUUUUCCAUACGGAAAACUUCAUAAGACUGGUUUUGCCGGAUGGUGGUCCAAUUUCAGAAGAAGAUUCGGGUUGAGUGUCAGCACUGAUCCAGAAAUUGACGAGAUGUAUGAACGGGAAGCGGAGUUCACUUCUGAAAUGACUCAAAAACUUCAAAACCAAGCAGCUAAACUCAAAAAUAUUCAAGAAAAUAUUGAUGUGAUGUACGAGAAGCAAGUACGACUUGAAGCAAUCAUUGCAAAGCUCGCGACAGGGCUCAACAUAAAUAUUGAACUUGAGGAGAAAGAUAACUGAUUUAUGAAUACUUUUGGAAAAUUGAUCUCUAUUUGUGAUUUUUUUUUAUUUUUUAUUUGUUUUUUCUACGAAGUGUGAUAAAUUGUUUUU